AUGCUCCGCGGCUGGUCCCGACCGCGGGUGAAAGGCCCCCAGUUCGCCCCGGCCUGCGGGGAUGGAAGAGAUGGUGAAGAGACCAGACAGACACACGGACAGAGGGACGCUGAGGAGAGACGGCUGCUGGGGUUCGCCAUGGCUGCGCCCGCCCGGUGUGCAUGUGGGCACAUGUGCCUGCUUACUGCCCCGUGUGGCUGCCGCUCUGUGUGCCCACGACCACCAGCAGAUGCCACCAGACUGCUCCCGAGACAAUCAGUUACACAUGCCGAACGUGACGAGCAGAAGACAAAUCAGAGGUGGGACCAGAAUACCGGGCCCCCGGAGAACUUCCCUCCCGUCUGGGUGAAAGGAACAAUUCCACAGGGGAGGCAGCCUGGCACCCAGCUGGGGCUCUCCCAGGGCCUGCAGCACGGAGGAGGCAGGAGGCUCCCUGCUCCUUCACUUAUUUCUCCUAUUUACGAUGAGAUCUUCUGUGCACAGGAAGGAAUUCACAGAGAUUGA
This is a messenger RNA of Rangifer tarandus platyrhynchus (Svalbard reindeer), 504 nucleotides long. The record is from the annotation of a GenBank genome assembly. NCBI's taxonomy places the organism in Eukaryota, Metazoa, Chordata, Mammalia, Artiodactyla, Cervidae.